Molecule: messenger RNA, 6586 nt
Organism: Salvelinus fontinalis (brook trout)
Lineage: Eukaryota; Metazoa; Chordata; Actinopteri; Salmoniformes; Salmonidae
Product: rho GTPase-activating protein 39-like
Exons: 16
Coding region: 240-3509 (1089 amino acids)
Biological process (GO): signal transduction
Cellular component (GO): cytoskeleton; cytoplasm
Molecular function (GO): protein binding; GTPase activator activity
Source: RefSeq, a predicted model, not a curated record
GGCGUUAAUGUGCUGCCAUGGAAAUACAGUUCGUGCGCCCUAUGUUGAAACUACGUGACGUCAGGUCAGUGACGAAGAAGCGGAGAUGCAAGCAAUUCGUUCUAGGAGAGAGUGCGUGCAUGAUAUUCCAUCCAAGAGAGUGCGACCAGUUCGCUGACUGCGGCGACAGCGAUUUCGGCAACAUGGGUAACGUUGUGGGGAUUAUUACUAACGGAUAUUAAUUGGGAGCGACCGGAAAAAUGGCAGAGAGGUUGGAGUGGGUUGAGAUCAUUGAGCCGCGCACGCGGGAGCGCAUGUACGCCAACCUCCUCACCGGAGAGUGUGUGUGGGACCCCCCUCAGGGGGUGCGUAUCAAGAGGACAGGGGACAACCAGUGGUGGGAGCUGUUCGACCCCAACACCUCCCGCUUCUACUACUACAACGCUUCCACGCAACGCACCGUCUGGCACCGCCCGCAGGCCUGUGACAUCAUCCCCCUCGCCAAGCUACAGACGUUGAAGCAGCACACGGACGUGCCCUGCCCGGGAGGGACGGGGGGAGACAAAGGAGGGAGGACGUCAGCGGAUAACAGCCCAGGGAGGAGCAGUGCCGUCAGUAGAGAGGGGAGCACCUCGUCUUCACUGGACCAGGAACUGACCACAUCGGAGAAACAGGGGAAUAGAGAGGAGGCAGAGAGGACCUCUCCGUUCAGGUGGAACACAGGUACUAAGGAGAGGAUGCUGAUCAAGGUGACAGACAGAGAACCCAGCUUCCUCUCUCACCAGGGGAAUGGUUACUCCCCCUGCGACCCCCCCACCCUCACCCCAGUCCCUGCACCCGGCACCGGCACAGCCUCCCGUACCCGCCGAUCCUCUGGAGGUUCCGCCCCCCCUGAUGGCGCCCCUGACGGCUCUCCCAUCCUCUAUGUUGACCGCCACCAGUCGCCCUUCCUAAAACGGACGGAGCUCGGGGGCGGAGGAACAGGGACCCACCGGCGCUCGUCAGCUGACUCACAGCCCUCUUCCCCCCGCUAUGCCUAUGAAUCCCCCCUCUACGAGGAGCCCCCCUCGGAGUACCAGCCCCCGCCCAUCUACGAGGAACCUCCCACAGAUGGGAUGCGCCACCUGGGCUCUGACUCCUCCUCCUUGCUGUACGGCACAGGGAAGUCCCCCACCCGGGGAAAUCCCUCCUCGGGGACGCCCCUCUACCACUCGCCCAAACAGAGCCACUCCCCCUAUGGUCAGCUGGUGUUGACCAGACAGAAGUGUCCAGAGAAGACACAGAGUCUGGAGUACAGCCCUGCAGGGAAGGAGUACGUCAAACAGCUGGUCUAUGUGGAACAGUCCUCCUCCAGUCCGCGUUUUAAGACGUCCGACCGGCUCCUUCGCUACGGGACCUCCACGGCCACACCCUCCUCCACGGGGGGCUAUGGGGGCUCCUACGGGGGAUCCUACACCCUCCAACACAGCCAGAGUCUGAUCCGGGACCCCCGGCUGCUGCUGGAUUACGGGGGCGGGGAGGGGGGCGAAGGAGGGGGCCAGAGGCUGCUCUACGAGGACUCUAUGUCCUGGAGCUCCAGUCAGCACCACUCCCUCUCCCUCUCUGGGUCUACAGGAGGAGGGGGCUUCUCACCCGGUGGCAACCGCAAACGCAAGACCCGGAAGCCCUCCCUGCCUCAGGAGCUGGGGAGUUGUGGAGGAGGGGGUGGUGGGGUGGACCGGGAGGAAGGGCCAAUGUCGGGGACCCUGUCGGAGGCGGUGAUGAACCAGGCCAGGCUGGCUUGGGAGGCCCAGCAGGUGAUGAAGCAGAGGAGCAGUUGGGACUCUGUCCCGGGGGGAGGGGUAUCGGCUGGGGGCUGUGCCCAGGGAGGUGUGUCUAAAGACGGGUACGAGAGCGACGGUGCGGUGCCCCUCCCCCUGCCAGGCCCGGUGGUGAGGGCGUUUAGUGAGGACGAGGCGUUGGCACAGAGCGACGGGCACCACGGGCAUUACCACUGGAAACGCAGCACCUUCGACAGACUGGGCUUCCCUCGGGCACUACUGGAGAAGAGCUUGUCUGUACAGACCAACCUGGCCUCGCCUGAGCCCUUCUUACACCCCUCACAGUCGGAGGAUCUUGGAGCCUGUGCUCAGUUCGAGGCAAGUCGUAAUGCUCGGAACAUGAUGCCCAGCGCAAGCUGUGGAGUUUUCCCAGAAUUCACCCUGCGGAAGCCGUCCUCAGAGACCGACAUCGAGAACUGGGCCUCCAAACACUUCAACAAACACACACAGGGUCUGUUCCGGCGUAAGGUGUCCAUAGCCAACAUGCUGGCAUGGAGCAGUGAGCCAAUCAGGAAGCCCAUGAUCGUGACGUCAGACCGUGCGGUGAAGAGGGAGGCGGUGGAGAUCUUUAAACUAAUCCAGACCUACAUGGGAGACCGCCGAGCCAAGACUGACCCACUCACUGUCGCCCUGGAGACUGGCCCACUGAACAUCGCCCUGGAGGUGGCAGUGCGUGGUUGGAGCAGUCAGGGUCUUCGUGAUGAGCUCUACAUCCAGCUCUGUCGUCAGACCACAGAGAACUUCCGCUACGAUAGUCUGGAGAGGGGCUGGGAGCUCAUGGCUGUGUGUCUGGCCUUCUUCCCCCCAACUCCACGCUUCCACUCCUACUUGGAGGGAUACAUCUACAGACACAUGGACCCCCUCAACGAUACUAAAGUGGCUCGGCACAUCAGCGGUCUGCUGGCGAGCCGGGGGGAGAGGCGAGCCAGACUGAUGCGUGGGCGUCGCCCUGGGAGGGAGAAGGCGGGGCCAGCAGAGGGAGUGGCGAUAAGCGGCUAUGCCAAAUACUGUUACCGUAAACUGCAGAAGGCAGCUCUGACCGGAGCUAAGAAGGGGUUGCAGAAGCCGUGUCUGGAGGAGAUCAAACACGCCAGGAACGCCAUAUUCAGCCCCUCCAUGUUUGGCUCCUCCCUGGAGGAUGUGAUGUCACUGCAGAAGGAGCGUUACCCCGACAGCCAGCUGCCCUGGGUCCAGACACGCCUCUCAGAGGAGGUUCUGGGGCUCAACGGAGACCAGACAGAGGGCAUCUUCAGGGUUCCGGGUGACAUAGAUGAGGUCAACGCCCUCAAGCUGCAGGUGGACCAAUGGAAGAUCCCCACGGAUCUGGAGGAUCCUCACAUCCCAGCAUCUCUGUUGAAGUUUUGGUACAGGGAGUUGGAGGAGCCGUUGAUUCCGCAUGAGUUCUAUGAGGAGUGUAUCACUCACUAUGAUGACCCUGAGGCUGCAGUCAACGUUGUCAUGGGCCUGCCUCACAUCAACAGACUGGUGCUCUGCUACCUCAUACGCUUUCUACAGGUGUUUGGCCAGCCUACCAACGUGGUGAUAACUAAGAUGGAUGUGAACAACCUGGCCAUGGUGAUGGCUCCCAACUGCCUGCGCUGCCAGUCAGACGACCCACGCAUCAUCUUUGAGAACACGCGUAAAGAGAUGUCCUUCAUCCGCGUGCUCAUCCAGCACCUCGACACCAGCUUUAUGGAUGGACUGCUAUAGCCCCCCAACUUCAACUGUACCCCGAAACUACCAUACGACAUGCGGCGCCUCCCUCCCUGCUAUAGCCCCCCACUUUUCAACUAUUCUACCCUGAAAAAAAACACACGGGUUGCCCCCCAAUUUCAAAUGUGCCCAUAAAUCCACCAAGGCUCCACCUGCCCCACAGACCCUGUUCUAACCCCCCAACAUCAAUUGGGAUGACCAGGAAACCUCCCAUCUCCAACUGCCCUCCAUAUACCCUGCUAUAGCCCCCAAACUACAACUACUGACCCCAAAACCAUCCACACAGGACAGGAUGACCCCCUACCUCCCCCGACAGAGCCCCAUCCCAGCCUGACCCGGACCCCUGACCUCUAACCUCUACUCCCAUCCUACACACAGGGACUUGCGUCUCACACACACUGAUGUACAGGGUUACACACACUCACAUAGACAUACUCUCACAUGUACAUUUACUGACGCGUACACACACACUCACUUGUAUAGUACACAUCCAUACACACAAUUUCUGAAAUCAGGGUGUUGGACCACAAAUCAGCUCCGGACCCAGAGCUACAGUCAAACUGCCAUCAAAGAAGGUGGAUAAAUGAAGAUGUCCCACUCAGGCUGUUUACCAUUGAUAAAAAUGGUCACAGUUCCGGUCUGCUUAAGGGAUGACAUAGGUACCAAUGCAUUAGCAGCUGAGUCUGGUCUGUUUAGUUCAUUGACUGUAUACGAACCAGAAAAAAGGAGGGCGUGAGAUGUCUCGCUUCCUCUCCUGUCUCUGCUACCAUGAAGCCUGUCAGUCCAUCUGCACUGUUGUCACCAACCAACUGAUGUCAAUAAAGUUUUUUAUUUAGAUUUUUUGGGACGGUGGGGGCGAAUCCAGGUCAGGUACUAGAGGGGAUCAUCGCAGCACUGCCAAAUCAACCGUGACUGUUGCAACCAGAAGUGAUAGACACCCCUACAGCCCUUACCACCCAUCCGCCUGGUACAUAGGCCCUUCUGUCCCACUCACCCCUCUGACCACCCAGACAACCACACAACCUCUACCCCUAGAGCCCCUCACUAUCUACCCCCAACACAUCCUCAAGAUGGCGCACACCUCUAUACUCUCAUACUGAUAUGAUUUCUGAAUGUCUAAAUUAAGAUCCGUCCACCUCUGUCUGUUUGUCUGUCAGAAAAACUGUACCUGUCUUUUGGACCUGUAAAAAAGUAUUUUCUUUAAUAGCUGAUUUGACUGGGUAUGGAUUAAAAAAAUAUAUAUUAUUAUUUUAUUAAUUGAUUUGUUGUAUUUAACAGAGUUAUGUUUUUUGCCCACUAUUUUAUAUAAUUUAAUUUAUUUGUAUUUAUUUCAGCAAUAUUUCCUUAAUGCCUUCUUCUUAGACAAUAUACUUUAGGAUUCACGUUGUCUGUGUGUGUGUCCCAAAUUGCACCCUAUUCCCCUUAUAGUGCACUAGUUUUUGUCAAAAGUAGUGCACUAUAUAGAGAAUAGGGUGCCCUUUGGGAUGCACAUCAUCUUUAUGUUUGAGAGAAUGAGUGUGGACAUGUAGGCAUGUAUGUGCUUGUGUGUGUUUUCAAUACAAUAGGACAUAUACAUCACAUGUUCAUAUGCACAUACAUGUUAAUACGUGCUCUCUGAAGGGUACAGUUGGUGUGUCUCUCUGUGUGUCUGAGAGUUAAGUCCUGCUGUUUUUUUUUGUUCUGUUAAAUCUGUAUUUACACACAUCAGAGAGCUCAUUGAACAAGAGAGACUGACAGAGCAAUAACCUACACCCUCUGGAUCUGUAACCAGGUUUCUAUCCCAAAAAAAGUAUAUGUCAGAUAAAACAUUUCACGACUGUCCUGAUGGAAACAGGAAAUUGGAAACCGCAAAUAACCAUCAUAUCGAAGUAAACGUCGAGUCACGUGAUGAUAUGUUGUGUCGUCUUCCCCCUAUAACAAUGCAGUGAUUGAUGCUCCUUUCCAAUAAAUAUUGAGGGUCUUAAUCCAGAGAAAUGAUGAUCGAUACUUGGCUGCCUUUUGACAUAUUAAAAUAAUCUCGCUCUUUUGUCCAUAAUAAUCUCAUCAUAUAGGCUAUCCUACGCGCACUGUAUCUGCAAGCUGUUGGCUAGAGAGCACGUGCCAAGACCAGAGUGGGCACAGUCGCAAUAUAACGCAGUUUUUUGGGUGUUUAUUUUUACAUAACCCCAUUUAACUUGUAUUAUUUAUUCGGUACAUGGUCAUUUAACCGCAAAAGUUAUUUUUAUGUGCACUACGUCUUAAGGCACAGACUUUUUUCCGCAACAGGUCAGUUUGAUGGAAACAUCUCGGGUAGGAAAAUGCAUAUUUGUGAAUAUUCACAUGAAAAUCUGUCUCCAAUUGGAAGUGCUCUUCAUUUACCUCUCAACAAUGGCUGAAUUACAAUCUGUAAGUAGUAGAACUGUUCACUCAGUACUUUGGCCAAUACUACAUUUUUUACUGACAUGUUUAAAACUAUUUUCUACAAUGGAAAGGAGGGCAUACACUCACAUGUUAACAACAUAGACUACCAAGGGGCACUGCAAAAAUACUACUCUCAGUUACAGAAAGAAGGAACAAAAAUGUGUGUGUGUGUGUAUGUGUUUGUGUAAGGGAUGGCAGUAGAAAAUCGACCAAUCAGCAUGCAGAACUUCGGGUCACCACUUUAAAUAAAAUAAAAAUAUAUGAAAAAAUAAACAUGAAAUACUUACAGAAAGGAUUUACAAACAUGAAGUGUUAAAAAUAAAUGUUUCCACUUUAAGAGAUGAUUUUCAAUCUCUUUUUAAUCUCUUUGUUUUCAAUGAUUACUGGUUGGUUCUCAUUUUUGAUUUGUUGCUACAUAUGUUCUUCUUACAGUUAGUGUCCAUACUGUUAUUAUCAUUAUUAAUGUAAUUAAAAUGACUGAUAUUGAUCACAAGUAAGGUGGGAAUCAGCUGCUAUGUACUCUCUGCUAUGUACGCUCCUCACCUCCUCCUUUUCUUCCUCUAACUUCUCCUGCUCCCUGCUCCUCAACAUUUUCUUUUCUCUUUUAAUGUCCACUGUCUGUCACUCAAACAAAAAUCGACAUUGUUUAAUAAACAAUUAAAAUGUGAAAUAUU